AUGAUGUUGCCUUCUGGUGAUUGGUCGACUGGUAGCUAUAUAUUUUGCCGCUGUCCUCACGGUCUCCCUCCUAACUUAGCCUUCGCCGUGUCGUGUCCUAAAAUGAGUGAAUUCCAAGAGCGCACCUUUAUUAUGGUCAAGCCUGAUGGUGUCCAGCGUGGACUCGUUGGCGAAAUUAUCAAACGUUUUGAGCGACGGGGUUUCAAGUUGGUGGCUCUGAAGUUCAUGCAUGCAAACGAAGACCUUCUCAACGAACACUACGCUGCACUUGCAGGAAAGCCUUUCUUCAAACACCUAAUUGAGUACAUGUCAUCUGGACCUGUUGUACCAAUGGUUUUUGAAGGCUACCAGGCCGUGAAGUUGGGCCGUAUGAUCCUUGGUGAAACAGAUCCGGCGAAGAGUCUUCCCGGAACCAUCCGUGCCGACUUUGGUCAGUGCGUAGGAGCAAACAUUGUGCAUGGUUCUGACGCCGUUGAGACCGCUAACCGCGAGAUUGCCCUGUGGUUCAAAAAAGAGGAACUUGUUGACUACAAGUCAUGCGUGGCGCCUUAUGUCCACUCUAAGUAA
Messenger RNA from Mesocestoides corti, 567 nucleotides. NCBI's taxonomy places the organism in Eukaryota, Metazoa, Platyhelminthes, Cestoda, Cyclophyllidea, Mesocestoididae. The record is from the annotation of a GenBank genome assembly.